AUCUUAUUUAACUGUGGCCGGUGUGUUCUUUUACCAGCUCUACUGGCUGAAUUGCUGGGCCGAGGCCGCUUCCCAGAGGGUCUUCUAGACCGGGCAAAGGACAGCGAGGAGAAUAGGACCCCCUCUACGCUUGUGAGUGAGCCGUGACCCCGCCUCCAACUGGGUUGUCCCCAGCACUCUGGAGUCUCGGCACCAGCCCCUCGUCCCCCGCUGCUCCCGGAGGUGGUGCCCUGGACCUUGUGCGCAAUUUACUCGGCAGGGACUGGGGUCCCAGGCCAUUGAGCCAUCCCUGCUGUGAGUGGUCAGCCAAGCCUGUGGGACCAGCUUCUGUCACCGCCGCUCGCGGUCUCGCUCCGCCCACUGGGCCCCAUGGCGGCGCAGACGCCGGUGAGUGAAUGGUGCGCAGGCCUAGGCGCACCAGGGACGCAGUCUAUCCGGUGUUGACCGCGGUGAUGCAUUGGUAUCAUUUGAAGAUGUGGCUGUGACCUUCACUGAGGAGGAAUGGAGACAUCUGGACCUGGCCCAGAGGACCUUAUACCUGGAGGUGAUGCUGGAGACUUGUGGACUCCUGGUCUCACUGGGUCAUCAGGCCACAUCCUCGAAGUGGCCAUAGGAUGAUGCAGCAGCAAGUAGAGUGGCAGAUCCGCACAUUCAGCCCUGUCUUCCUAACUUGGAUUAAAGAUGUUUUCUUCAGAAUGGGUAGCAGUUUCAGGUCAUCGCCUCCCUCAGACACCUGACUAAGUGCCAUUCAUCAGUUGAUGAAGCCCAGUGUUUUUAGCCAUCCUUGGGCACCAGAAUCACCUUGGGGAGCUUUAAAAACUACCAAUGCUCAGUCUUUAUCCUCAGGGAUUUGGUUUAAUUCGUUCUGUGUUCAGAACAACAUCUUUAGCUAGUGCUGAUGCACAGGAAAGUUGAACCCUACUGACUUGGAUUAAUUAGGGAGCACCUUCUGGAAAGAGGAGUCCCCUUUCUGGGGUGUCAUGGUGGUGUGUUAAAGAUGUAUACCCUGUAUACUUGAGACAUUUCCUUUUGUGAUGGAGUUAGUCAAUAUUGGGUGGCUCUCAAUAUUAAUUAGGCUGAUAAAUCAGGGCUGUCUGAGAAGUGCAAAGAAUAUGAUUCGAGUGCUGUAGGCAGCUGUUAGGGAGGUGGCUAAAAGAGUAAUAAGAAGGUCUCAGGCAUUUGUAUACAACAUGUAGUACAUGCUUUUUUGGUAAACAAGAAGCUGUGUUAACCUGUAUACCAUUCCCCAUGUAUUUCUCCAUGCACAGGGCAUCCUGUUCCCAAACCAGAGCUUAUCUACCUACUGGAACAUGGGAAAGAACUAUGGACAGUGACAAGAGGCCUCUCCAAAAGCACCUAUACAGAUACAAGCAACAUUUCUGUUGGGAAUAUACAUAUGAGUGGACUGGCUGGAUCAUGUACACUAUGUAUGAUAGCUCUAGUGGAAAGCUCCAAACAGUUUCAAAGUGACUACAGUUUCACAUUCCCACCAGCCGUGUAUGAGUCCUCACCGCUCCAUAUACCUGGUGAAAAAGCAAAACCUGAGACCACAGAGCUUACUGCUUCUCAACUGGCCUUCACAGUCCCUGUUGAGGGACCAGCACCACAGGGAGCCUCAAGAGAUUCCAGGUUGGGGCAAGUGAGGGAUCAGGAAAACCCAUCAGAAAUGCAUGAAGGGAAUUUAAGACCAGGAAUAGACACUCACAAAAAGACAUGCCCUAGGAAGUUGGGCCAUAAACAUGAUUUGGAGACAGUUGAUAGUUUGUGUUUAACAGUUUUACAGAAGCAAGUCACUAUACAAGAUGCUCUGCAUGAACAUUCCCAAGGACCAGGAAAAGACCCUGUGGUUGAUGCAAGGAAUAACCUCUACAAAUGCAAGGACUGUGGAAAAGGGUUUAGCAAGAAUUGGGCCCUUGUUCGGCAUCAACAGAUUCAUGCUGGAGUGAAGCCUUAUGAAUGCAGUGAAUGUGGGAAAACCUGCCGUUAUAUGGCAGACUUCAUUCGACAUAUGAGGCUUCACACUGGAGAAAAACCAUACAAGUGUAUGGAUUGUGGGAAGGCCUUCAAACGCAGGUCUCACCUCACAGAGCACCAGCGUGUUCACACUGGAGAUAAGCCCUAUGAGUGCAAGGAAUGUGGUAAAGCUUUCACCCACCGCUCCUCUUUUAUCCAGCAUAAUAUGACCCACACUAGAGAAAAGCCCUUUUUGUGCAAAGAAUGUGGGAAAGCUUUUUACUAUAGCUCUUCCUUUGCUCAACAUAUGAGGAUUCACACUGGAAAAAAACUCUAUGAGUGCAGUGAAUGUGGAAAGGCCUUUACUCACCGCUCUACUUUCAUCCAGCAUAAUAUGACCCACACAGGAGAAAAACCCUUUCUGUGCAAAGAAUGUGGAAAAGCUUUUUGCCUCAAUUCGUCCUUCACUCAACACAUGAGGAUUCACACUGGAGAGAAACCCUAUGAGUGCAGUGAAUGUGGAAAGGCCUUUACUCACCGCUCCACCUUUAUCCGACAUAAGAGGACCCAUACUGGAGAGAAACCCUUUGAGUGCAAAGAGUGUGGGAAAGCCUUUUGUGACAGCUCUUCCUUAAUUCAACACAUAAGGAUUCACACUGGUGAGAGGCCCUAUGAGUGCAGGGAAUGUGGAAAGGCCUUUACACACCACUCUGUUUUUAUCCGACAUAAUAGGACCCACAGUGGAGAAAAACCCUUGGAAUGUAAAGAAUGUGCGAAAGCCUUUUACUAUAGCUCUUCUUUUACUCGACAUAUGAGGAUUCACACUGGCGAGAGACCCUAUGUAUGCAGAGAAUGUGGAAAGGCCUUUACCCAACCUGCAAAUUUUGUUCGGCAUAAUAGAAUCCACACUGGAGAAAAACCCUAUGAGUGCAAAGAAUGUGAGAAGGCCUUCUGUGACAACUUUGCCUUAACUCAACAUGUGAGAACUCACACUGGAGAGAAACCCUUUGAAUGUGGUGAAUGUGGAAAGACCUUCAGCCACAGUUCAUCUUUCACUCACCAUCGAAAGAUUCAUACUAGAGUUUAAAAAAUGUGGGAAGGCUUUUGAAAGUGUGUUCACUUCAGUCAAUUUUAGUGAAUUCAUACUGAUGAAAUACCUUUCCUUGUGUAUAUAAUUAUUCAGGAAAAUCUUCUGGCUAGGGAAAUAAUCUUAUUGUCUGAUAAUUCGUAGUGAAGAAAAACAUAACAAGUGUCAUCCUCUGAAAGCUUUUUGUGGCAAGUAAUCUAAAGGGUCAUAUUAGUAAUUGGCCCAGCGUAUAGCCUUAUACUUACACCUGAAAAUCAUCCAUGAGAGAGAUUCAGUAAUCAUGUAUUUAGGAAAACUGCCAGCAAUAAUUCCCAUAUUUAUACUACAAAUCCAUCUAAAGAGUAUUUUUAAAAGAAAAGAGGUAAAGGAGGAGAUGUUGAAGAGAAAAAAGGCAUAUAUGUUUUCUUUCUAGUUUCUCGGCCAAGCCUAUGACAAUCUGUCAUUGGGGCUGGUGGGGUGGGGGCUUGAGGGGUAUGAGAGAUAAAAAGACUUCAUCCCUUUUAUGUGUUUUUUAUAUAUCUGAAAUCAGGAAAGUUAGGCCAUUGAGGGCAGCUCUGCCAACAUUUAUUAAAAGUAUUCUUUAUUACGAAACCUCUUCAUGUCUACCUUUGCGGAGCAUAAGUCUUCCUGAGAAAUAUAAAGGCCUGGAGUCAUGAAAUAAUUACACACACAGUAAAUUCCUGUUAGUCAUGAUAGUUACACUCUGUACACUUACCAGAAACUAUUAAUGAAAAAUGAAAUACAGAUUUAGGUUCCUGUGAGCCUCUAUUCUCAACAUUUUCACCAACUAAUCAAUGCAUAACCUUUUAUGGAUUUUUUUUUCUAUUUAAAGACACCUUACUUGAUAUAAAUCAUAUGCAGUAUUUCAUUUAAUAAAAGUAUUUCAAUUA
Messenger RNA from Manis javanica (Malayan pangolin), 3930 nucleotides. The record is from RefSeq and is a predicted model, not a curated record. NCBI's taxonomy places the organism in Eukaryota, Metazoa, Chordata, Mammalia, Pholidota, Manidae.